This is a messenger RNA of Caenorhabditis remanei, 1236 nucleotides long. RefSeq lists its product as uncharacterized. The transcript has 4 exons. Gene Ontology annotation, molecular function: acyltransferase activity, transferring groups other than amino-acyl groups. The record is from RefSeq and is a predicted model, not a curated record. NCBI's taxonomy places the organism in Eukaryota, Metazoa, Nematoda, Chromadorea, Rhabditida, Rhabditidae. Bases 1 to 1236 code for a protein of 411 amino acids.
AUGACUCCAACCAAGCCAAAGGUGUACAUCGUCGGAGUCGGCAUGACCAAGUUCUGUAAACCAGGAUCAGUUGAUUGGGACUAUCCAGAUAUGGUGAAGGAGGCUGUCACAACUGCUUUGGAUGAUUGUGGAAUGAAAUAUUCCGAUAUCCAACAAGCCACUGUUGGAUAUCUUUUUGGAGGAACGUGUUGUGGACAACGUGCUCUCUACGAAGUCGGACUAACCGGAAUCCCAAUUUUCAACGUGAAUAAUGCAUGUGCUUCUGGAUCUUCUGGAUUGUUCUUGGGAAAACAGAUUAUUGAGAGUGGAAACGCUGAUGUUAUUCUGUGUGCUGGAUUCGAGAAAAUGGCAGCUGGAUCUCUGGAAAAGUUAGCGUCCCCAAUUGACGAUCGUGCUCUUUCUGUUGACAAGCAUAUUGAGGUCAUGUCAGAGACAUAUGGAUUGGAACCAGCACCAAUGACUGCACAGAUGUUCGGAAAUGCGGCGAAGGAACACAUGGAGAAAUAUGGAUCCAAACGUGAACACUAUGCCAAGAUCGCUUACAAAAACCACCUUCACUCGGUCCACAACCCAAAAUCCCAAUUCACCAAGGAAUUCUCUCUUGACCAAGUCAUCAACGCCCGUAAAAUUUACGAUUUCAUGGGACUUCUGGAAUGCAGUCCAACUUCUGAUGGAGCUGCCGCCGCCGUCAUUGUUUCUGAACGUUUCUUGGAGAAGAAUCCACGUCUGAAGUCUCAAGCAGUUGAGAUUAUUGGACUGAAAUUGGGAACAGAUAUGCCGUCAGUAUUCCAAGAGAAGUCAAACAUCAAAAUGAUUGGAUUCGACAUGAUUGACAAGAUCUCAAAGGAACUUUACGCAGAGACAAAGAUCACUCCAAAUGAUGUUCAAGUAAUCGAACUUCACGAUUGCUUUGCUCCAAAUGAAUUGAUCACUUACGAGGCAAUCGGAUUGUGUCCAGUUGGAAAAGGACACACAAUUGUGGACAAAAAUGACAAUACUUAUGGAGGAAAAUGGGUGAUCAAUCCAUCAGGAGGACUCAUUUCAAAGGGACAUCCAAUCGGAGCCACCGGAGUUGCUCAAGCCGUUGAAUUGUCUAAUCAAUUACGUGGAAGAUGUGGAAAGAGACAAGUGCCAAAUUGUAAGAUUGCAAUGCAACACAAUAUUGGAAUUGGAGGAGCUGGAGUCGUUGGUUUGUAUCGUUUGGGAUUCCCACAACACGCACAAUCGAAGCUUUGA